Molecule: messenger RNA, 1361 nt
Organism: Vespa mandarinia (Asian giant hornet)
Lineage: Eukaryota; Metazoa; Arthropoda; Insecta; Hymenoptera; Vespidae
Product: casein kinase II subunit beta
Cellular component (GO): cytoplasm; protein kinase CK2 complex
Molecular function (GO): protein kinase regulator activity
Source: RefSeq, a predicted model, not a curated record
GAAUUUUGGUAUUGCUUCUAGUAUAAAUGUAGAUUUGACAUUUGUUGUAAAAAAAGUUGCACCAAUUGGUACUUGAGAUUAUAUUAGUCCAAAAGUUCUAAUGGAUAACAGUGGAAACGGAUAUUCUCUCCUAAUGACAAUGUUAAAUAUAAGGUUGGUAUUAAGGAAGAAAUUAGGAAACGAUAAGAGCGCCAUCUACAUCGUUUCGACGAGCAAGCGUGGCUAAUCAAAGCACCAAAAGGUAAGCCGUAAGGGCUGUUUAUUUUUGGGUUUACAUUGGGCCGCUCGGUCCUACAAGGCUUUUUUCGAGUAAUGUGCUUCCUGGCCGUGUCGGAUCGUACGUCGUACUUGAAAAUCAGUUGACGAAGCAGCGAUGACCACGCCAAUGUAGGUGAAGCCGCGGAGAGGCCGUAAUGUCGGGCAUCUUGCUUAGUAAAACCCAAAACUCCAUUGCUCCCCUUGCACUCAUUCGUUCGCGUCUUUCUAACCAAUUGCCAAACGGGCACUAAGCACAAACGUAAUACACAUACGUAUAUACGUAUGUAUAUACAUCUACACAUUUAGGCACGUGCACACAUUGCAUACAUACAUAUAAAAAUGAGCAGUUCCGAGGAGGUAUCUUGGAUAUCGUGGUUUUGUGGCCUCAGAGGAAAUGAGUUUUUCUGUGAGGUCGAUGAAGAUUAUAUUCAGGAUAAAUUUAAUUUAACAGGAUUGAACGAACAAGUGCCACACUACAGACAAGCACUAGAUAUGAUAUUAGAUCUCGAGCCUCUAGAUGACGAUUUAGAUGACAAUCCAAACCAAUCAGAUCUGAUUGAACAGGCUGCAGAAAUGCUUUAUGGUCUCAUUCAUGCACGUUACAUUCUUACAAAUCGAGGAAUUGCUCAAAUGAUUGAAAAGUAUCAAGCUGGUGAUUUUGGCCAUUGUCCGCGUGUAUAUUGCGAGUCCCAACCAAUGUUACCUCUGGGUCUUAGUGAUGUUCCUGGUGAAGCUAUGGUCAAGAGUUAUUGCCCUAAAUGUAUGGAUGUCUAUACACCUAAAAGUUCUAGGCAUCAUCAUACCGAUGGUGCAUAUUUUGGUACAGGAUUUCCACACAUGCUUUUUAUGGUUCAUCCCGAGUACAGACCGAAACGCGCAGCAAAUCAAUUUGUACCUAGGUUAUAUGGCUUUAAAAUUCAUCCAUUGGCAUAUCAAAUGCAGCAACAAUCUGCAUCGACCUUCAAAGCACCAUUACGAGCUCUUAAUUAUAAUAAUGGGAAACGCUAAGAGUACUUUGACAUACUUUAGACCAUUUUUCAUUACUCAUAAUGCAAUUCCUAAUUUCGUCCCUGCGAUUUAAAUAAAAUAUUAUUUUUUAUAUC